AUGGCUCAUUCGGUAAAAGUUCCUUUAGCCUCAACAGACGUUUCUAAACAAGAUUCUGACAUAUUUGGCAUUAGAGCCUUGGCACACAAAAUUGAAAUGGGAACAUUCAUGAAAGAUUCUUCGAAAAUCGAUCCAAGAGAGUAUUUCAAAACUAUUAGAAAAGAAUUCGAUCAAAAUGGCAAGGAAGAAGAUCUGGACGAUAUGGACAAACUCAUGUUGAAUAGCAAAAAGCCCAGAACUCGGGAGAACUUUUUCGAGAAAUUUCUCAGAAUAUCACCUAACGAAGAGACAGUUGAAACAGCUACACAAAAGUCUGAAAUUAUUCUACCAGCGUAUUCACCUGCGGAUGAUGUCGAGUGGGAUGCACGUGUUAACUGCGACACACGUGCUAACUACGUUGCACACGUUGAUGAAGAUGAUGACGAAAACGAUAAUGAAGGACAAGAAUUUGGGACAGAUAAUGUUUCUAGUUUUGAGCUGACGCUUCCAACAUGCAACCGGAAAAAAAGCUUUGUUCUCAUAAACCUGGAUGAUGACGUCAACGACGGCUUCAUUGCUAAUGAGGAUGAGAUUUGCAUCGCUGCAUCACUGAUCGACAACAAAGGAGUAUGUCCUAAAUAUGAGGUUUCUAAGGAGGUUUCUAGUCGAGGUUACAAUCGAAGAAAAAGCGAAGUCAUAAAUGGGAUUUAUGUAGUUUAUGUAUUAGUUUAUUUUUUCUAUUAUUGUUGGUAUUCAAAAAAACGUUCAACAAAGUUUGCGUUGAAGCAGUUGUGUUCAUCCGUCGGAAAUCUUGAACCUAAGGAUAAACGAACUUUUGACUAUCUAUGGAAGCUACAACACUGUUUGUGUUUGAAGCAGUUGAAGAAGAUUCACCUAUCGGAAAUCUUGAACCUACGGAAUAACAAACACUUGAUGAUCGUUGGAAGCUAUGGCUGUAAUAAACGGAUUCCUGAUCUUGGUAGAUCGAUUUAA
Helobdella robusta is the source of this 972-nucleotide messenger RNA. RefSeq lists its product as hypothetical. The record is from RefSeq and is a predicted model, not a curated record. The transcript is spliced from 6 exons. The coding region runs from base 1 to 972 and encodes 323 amino acids. NCBI's taxonomy places the organism in Eukaryota, Metazoa, Annelida, Clitellata, Rhynchobdellida, Glossiphoniidae.